UACAAAGUCUGGUUCCACUUAACAACGAUUCUCUGUUCACAACACAUUGAAACCAGUGAAACUGUAAAGAUCAUUUUUCUCCUCAGUCAUCCAAUAGCAUCCAUUAGAUUUAUUUUUUUCUAUUCAGUUGCAUCAUUCAUUGUGUUGCCGAUAAAACUAUUAUUUAUUUAAAUGAAUAUUGUUUUGUUUUAUUGAAGUUAUUUAAAAACAAAAAUCAAAAUAGAUUUUAUAAAAAUAGAAACAAAUUUUAAUCAUGGAAAUACACAAGCUGUAUGUUAUUUCUAUUUUAUGUGGAAUUUUUUUUGUUGCUGUUAGUAAAGGAUUUCAAAUUCGUGAAAAAGGAACAUUUAUAGAGAGCGUUACUGAUUUUGAUGUUUUGAUAUUUACACAACACUGGCCACAAACAGUAUGUUACACAUGGAAAGAAAAAUCAUCAUCAAACACAUGUUUAUUACCAACAGAUGAAGAAUGGACAAUUCAUGGAGUAUGGCCAACUGAAUAUCACAAAAUUGGACCACAAUAUUGUAAUAAAUCAUUGCCAUUUGAUGCAAAAGCACUUGCAACAAUUGAAGAUACAUUAAAAAUAAAAUGGAUUGAUGUUGAAAAUGGUACAGCACAUUAUUCAUUUUGGAAACAUGAAUGGUUAAAACAUGGUACAUGUGCAGCAGUAUUACCAGAAUUAAAUACUGAAAUUAAAUAUUUUGAAAAAGGUCUUGAAUUAUUAGAUAAAUAUGACAUGAAAAAUAUACUUGGUCAAGUUAAUAUAUUACCUGGUAAUAGUUAUACAGUACAAGAAAUUUUAAAAGGUGUUGCUAAUGUAUUGGGUAAAAAUUGUCAAGUUGAAUGUGUUUCAAAUAAGAAAGAAAAACAAUCUUAUUUGUUUGAAAUUCGUAUUUGUUUUGAUAAAUCAUUGGAGUUAGUUGAUUGUGAUGGUAUAGCUGGUUUUCCAACAAAUUGUCCAUCAACAAGAAAAAUUAUUUAUCCAGGAGUUGUACCAAAUGACUUUUUUGUUAUUCAAAUAUAAUUUACACCGGAUUAAUUAAUUUCUAUAUAAAUAAUUCAAUUCAUUUGCCAAUAAAUUAUCUACCAAUUAUUAUUUUAAUGUUAUAAAAUUUUAUUUUGUGUAUUGAACAUUGUGCCAAUGACAAAAUAAUGCCAAUUGUAUUUUUUUAUAAUAAUAAAUGAUAAUUAAAUUGUUUUUUUAUUAAUGAAAAUUUGAUAUUUUUCUUAUUAAACCGUAAUUAAACUUAGAAAAAAAAAACAUUACUCACAAAUUACUAUUAUCACUGUUCAGUUUUUUUUUGUACAAUUACAACAGCUGCUGGAACUAAUCC
Messenger RNA from Aphidius gifuensis, 1334 nucleotides. Its product is annotated as ribonuclease Oy-like. Gene Ontology annotation, molecular function: RNA binding; ribonuclease T2 activity. Gene Ontology annotation, biological process: RNA catabolic process. Bases 254 to 1024 code for a protein of 256 amino acids. The transcript is spliced from 3 exons. The record is from RefSeq and is a predicted model, not a curated record. Lineage: Eukaryota; Metazoa; Arthropoda; Insecta; Hymenoptera; Braconidae. Gene Ontology annotation, cellular component: extracellular region.